CUCUAGAUAUCAACAACACAAGACAACACAACAAUCUAAGCGGCGAAGUAAAACGAAUUAACAGGAUAAAAGACCGUUCUCUUUUAACAGACACAGUCAAUACAACAAGAUUGAAAUCAACUGCAACCAUGUCACCUAUCUUACUAAACAGUAUGGGGAAGGAACAUCAUGAUUACAUUAAACAGGAGUAUGUGAAGAACCCUCAUUUGGACAGCAUGGAGGAGGACAUCUUGUACCACUUCAACCUGAGCACCAAGACACACAAUCUGCCUCAGAUGUUUGGUGAUGUGAAGUUUGUAUGUGUUGGAGGAAGUCCCAAUCGAAUGAAAUCUUUUGCUCAGUUUAUCCAUGAGCAGCUUAAGCUGCCUGGCAACAUUGCAGAUGUCAGAGACAUCUGUGAGGGAACGGACCGAUACUCCAUGUAUAAAGUAGGACCAGUGAUGUCCAUCAGUCAUGGCAUGGGCGUGCCCUCCAUCUCCAUCAUGUUGCAUGAACUAAUUAAACUGCUGUAUCAUGCCCAGUGCAGCGAUCUCAUCAUCUUCCGCAUCGGCACUUCAGGUGGAGUUGGUCUCCCAGCAGGUACUGUAGUGAUUACAGAAAAAGCUGUGGACUCAUUUUUCCGGCCGCAGUUUGACCAGGUGGUUUUGGGGAAGAUGAUUGUUAGGAGCACAGAGCUGGAUGCAGAUGUGGCCAAAGAGCUGCUGAAGUAUUCCACAGAGCUGCCAGAUGUACCAACAGUCAUUGGAGACACAAUGUGCACCCAUGACUUUUACGAAGGUCAAGGCCGACUGGACGGUGCCCUGUGCUCAUUCUCUACUGAGGAAAAAUUUGAAUAUUUAAAAAAAGCAUAUGACAAAGGUGUCAGGAAUAUUGAAAUGGAAUCCACUGUCUUUGCUGCCAUGUGUCGUGUGUGCAAUCUCAAAGCUGCAGUUGUAUGUGUGACCCUACUGAACAGGUUUGAGGGGGACCAGAUUUCCACUCCUCAUGACGUUCUGCUGGAUUAUCAACAGAGGCCGCAGCGCUUGGUGGCCCAUUUUAUUAAGAAACGUCUUGGACUAAUGUCAUAAAAUACUGGAAUGAACUUCCAUAUUGUACAUACUGUUCAUAGUGUGUUUGUGUUAUUUAAAGGUUAUGUUCACAUUAAGCAUCACCUCGGGACCAGAAUUUUAAUAGUUAUUUGUAUGUUUUAUGACUUGUAAAUCAAUUGUGUGGUUUAAAUUUUACAUGUAUUUACAUUCUCUGACUUAGAAAUUACAUCUUCAUUAUUGAGGGUUUUCUUUUCUUUUUAGUAAAGUCAUGUCCACUAAAUGCAUAAUAGCCCGAUAACGAUGGCUCUUCACUUCACAGCGUUUUCUACAAGCGAUUUUACGGAUGUUUCUCAUCAUUUCACGUGUGUUUCCCAAUAAUAUUCGCACACAGGAAGUGUCCCUGUAAACCACGUUUGCACAUUGGUAUCGUCUGAAAGCUAAGGCAGCUGCCUCAUGAGGCAAUUACUUCAGGAGCAGCGUUUGGGCAUGAAGGCAGCUGAGAGACAUUCAUCCUGACAGUAACUCAAUUCUGUUUGAAAUAAAGGGAACUUUUGUGAUAACUAA
Triplophysa dalaica is the source of this 1592-nucleotide messenger RNA. It is a transcript of the gene upp2, whose product is annotated as uridine phosphorylase 2. Gene Ontology annotation, biological process: nucleotide catabolic process; uridine catabolic process. The record is from RefSeq and is a predicted model, not a curated record. Gene Ontology annotation, molecular function: uridine phosphorylase activity. NCBI's taxonomy places the organism in Eukaryota, Metazoa, Chordata, Actinopteri, Cypriniformes, Nemacheilidae. Gene Ontology annotation, cellular component: cytoplasm; cytosol. The transcript has 8 exons. The coding region runs from base 129 to 1067 and encodes 312 amino acids.